Cordyceps militaris CM01 is the source of this 804-nucleotide messenger RNA. Its product is annotated as short-chain dehydrogenase. The record is from RefSeq and is a predicted model, not a curated record. The transcript has a single exon. Bases 1 to 804 code for a protein of 267 amino acids. Lineage: Eukaryota; Fungi; Ascomycota; Sordariomycetes; Hypocreales; Cordycipitaceae. Gene Ontology annotation, molecular function: oxidoreductase activity.
AUGUCCAAGUACAACAAGCUCGAGGGCACCCGCGUCCUCGUCCUCGGCGGUAGCUCUGGCAUCGGCUACGCCGUCGCUGAGGCCGCCCUGGAAAGCGGCGCCACCGUCUACAUCAGCAGCUCCAGCCCUGCAAAAGUAGACGCCGCCCUCGCCCAGCUCCACGCCCACGCCGGUGUCGUCCGGCGCGAGCCGCUCGCCUACGGCCGCGCCUGCGACCUCGGCGACCCGGCCGCCACCGAGCGCAACCUGACCGCGCUGCUCGACUGGGCCACCGACGACGGGACCAAGCCGCUCAACCACGUCGUCUUCACCGCCGGCGACGCGCUGCCGCAGACGCCGCUCUCCGCGGCGACGGCCGACGGCAUCCUCGCCGGCUUCCACGUGCGCGUCAUCGGCGCGCUGCUGCUCGCCAAGCUGCUGCCGCGCUACACGGCCCGCUCGAACAAGACGUCGUACACGCUGACGGGCGGCAGCCUGGCGGCGCGCCCGGCGCCAGGCAUGGCCCUGGUCACAGGCCUCGCCGCCGCCAUGGAAGGCUACGCGCGCGGCCUCGCCGUCGACUUGGCGCCGAUGCGCGUCAACGUGGUGCAGGCGGGCGCCGUGCGCACCGGCCUGCUGGGGGACGACCCGGAUAUGCUGGCGCUGUUUGCCAAGGACACCAUUACGGGCACGGUGGGACGACCGGAGGAGAUUGCAGAGGCGUACCUGUACCUGAUGAAGGACUCGUUCAUCACGGCGGCGGUGAUUGAGUCGAGCGGGGGCCGCAACGUCGCCGCGAGGCAAGAGGUGUCCGAGUUCAACUAG